CACUUUCCCGCCUCGUCUGUGUUUAUGUGAAACUUUUGGAAAAACGACUGAUAAUUUCAUGUGAAGGGAAUUUGUUGGCGUGCGGGGAGAAAAAGAGGGAGGGGAGGUCCUCCUGCGUUUUAGGGAGCAGAUGUUUGAGAGAGGAAGGCUACAAACUCACGCCGAAAACAAACCGAACAAGCCGGAAGCCCGGAGCUUGGAGUGGACACCUUUAAUUAUAGCAACCGGUGAGUGUGAUACCGUGCCGCAAAGAACAGCUCCAUGCACAACUAGAAGGUUCCAGUUUUGACCUUCGACUCAACUGAAUUGCACAAAGACCAAAAGAUACAGCGUGGUUUUACUGCUUACUUGAAUGGAAUCAAGUCAUGUCUUAAAAACCGAAGUCUGCUGAUUGAAGGCUGUGCUGUCCAAAGAACGUAAUGAGAGCCACGCGCUGACUACAGGUUGGGAAGUGAGUGAGGGAAAAGAGAGGCAGCGAUAAGGAGAGGAGACGUUCUCAGGCACCUCACAUCUUGGGAGUUUGGAGUCACUGUGCAACCCCGAGAGUUGAGAAAGCAGAGUGUUAGUGGACGGGCCUGGGGUCUGCGUGGCUCCUCCGCUUUCUGCCGAGUGACGCUCUGCUCAGCGCCUCCUGCACGUCUCAGCGCCCGUCUCCACGGCUGCGAGAUAACCGGAGACUCUUCCAGUCAUGUGGCUUUCCCUCGUACAUAACUCCUGAGGUUGGAUUUGCUGGGAUGCCAGAUCAUCAGAUCACAAUGACUAUCAAGAGAUGAGACUGCAACGGGCAGCCCUGUCCCUCCACUUCCUGCUACUGGAUUUUUGCUGAUUGAUGCAAUCCAGAAGACGAUGCCUCACCCAUCCGGACACCUCUUCUGAACAGCACACCUUUCCAGCACUUACUGUGCACCAUGGCAGGAAAGACUCAGCAAAAUCACGCUGUUAAAGAGCUGGGCACUAAGUCCAAACAGCAGGAUGAGGGCACAGCGGUGGAACAACGCAGUGACAAAACCACAGAGGAAUCUUCCGAGCACUUUUCAAGCACAGACACUGAUGCCAGAGCCGGCAGCAGAGAGCCCAAACUUGACAAAGUAAAGAAGGAGCGGGGCGGUACACAGCAGCGUGAGGCAGUUAUUCGGCCACAACAGGCAGGCAAGAUUGACUUCAGCUCGUUGCAGAACAGAUCAAAGUUUGCCACUGACAGAACCUGGUCCAGUGGCAAAGGAAGUCCCCAAUCACCAAGUGGAAAGGGGCGCGGUAGAGACAAGAGCAAGCGGUCUGGAAAGACAGAGCGCGGCAACACACAGCACCUGUACAGUCUCAGCAUUACCAACCCUCGCUCCAACCUCAACAUCGGGAUCGCCUACCCACAGCAGAAGGUUUCACCAGCAACAAAACUGGACACCGCCCGUGGCCCGGUGUCGGGCAGCUACAGAUUCCACACUCCCAGCAUACCAGAGAGAGAAGUUGAGAUACAGCAAGAAGAACUGAACUUCAGUCAUUCUUUCCAAGAGGCCUCCUCAAACCUUACCUCUCCAAGCUAUACCUCACAGGCACUGGGAUCUUCAAGUGGGUCGUCGUCCCACCAGCAUCUCCCUGUGUCACAGAAACAGCAGUCUGCCGCAAUGGAAAAUAGCAUUGCACAGUCAGGCAGUCAGCUGAUCUUGACUGACUUUCAGCUGAAUGCCUCUAAUGCAUGGCAGUCCCCUGAAAGGACUUUUAUUGGUGCUAACUAUGCUUCAUCGCAAAAAUCCACUGCUCAUACGGACACCAACAAGACGAACAACAUUGUACCUGGUUCAUUUCAAUAUGGAUAUAAUUUUCUGGAAGAGUCGACCUCUGACUCUUUUCCCUGUGAACAUAACCCACAAUCCCAAGACUUUACAGACUCCUCUCUUGGUUCUGUUCAUGGGACUCAUAAUUCAUGUUCUUUUUUGCCUGUAGAGGGGCCAAGUGUUGCUCAGAACAACACCAAGUUCAGUAAUGAACAGCAGCCGGAGACCAGAAGCUCUUAUCCUCACACCCAGCAGUCACAGUUUAUUCAAGGGGUGGCAUCCUCUGUUCAUUGUCCAAGGAAUCUGAGUGAUGACUCCGCCAGCAGUGACAGCACCACGGUUUCCAUCCCGCAGCAGUCGGACCAUGGGAAGACUGCCCUACCAGAAGGCAAAGACAAUCCCGGACAGGUCAAUGGUAAAGAUUCAGCUGGGAUUAAGAGGAACUGUGCCCCCAAAGACACGACUGCCAACCAAAGAACACACAUCCAAGCAAGUGUACAACACACAAGAAAUAUUUUACACUCGCAAGGCACACAAAUGCACUUUCUUAGCAAAACAUUAAACAGUUCUGCAGUUAAUCAUGUUCACACAGGCACAGUGCAAUUUGAUAAAAACAUAAAUAAUAAGGUUUUAAAUGGGUUGACACAGUCCUGGGAGGGGCCUAGUAAGACAUUUUUACCUGUGGCACAAAACACAAUUCAGUACAGUGAUGUGACUGAAAAGUUCCAGUUUCAGAACCAGUCGGCACCUGACAAAAGGAUAAAUUUAUCGAAAGACAACAGAAUGCCAUGGCAGCCAAUACGGCCACCUACUGCGAACCAAAAUCAAGUAUCGAGGCAAAUAAGUAAUCAAAAAGUGUCUUACAUUGUUUCUCCCUCUGAGUGGCAGGAUGAUUGUAAAUCACAUAAAAAUAGUUUGCUGAAAACCAGUGGUUCUUUUCCAAACAGCAGAACUAGCGAUGGCUUUUCUAACCAAAGACAGGAGACUGUCAAACAGGUCUCAACAUUCAAAGUAGAGAUGAGUCAUGCACAGCUAAGUGAAACUAAAAAUAAGGCUUUAUAUUUUGGGCUCAACCAGUCUAUCCCAGUAACUUCUUCCAGAAGCUAUAGCUAUCCACCAAUACAAGUUCCACCCAUGAGCCUCAUGAUGGUGUCACCUUAUGAAUCACCUUUACCCUCCCCAGCUCAUACUCCUGCUUCCAGUAGUACUUGUUCCUCCCUCUCCCCUGUGUCCACCAGCCCAGUAAACAGCACUUCUGAGGAUAGUCAGAUGUCAAAGUCAGGAACCCCCCUCCCUUUUUAUCAACAGCCAGCCCAGUCCAAAACCCAGUUAGCACCUGAUCACUUAAACACGCACCCUCAUCAGUUUCAUGCGGAAACUCAGAGAAACCUUACCUACGCCCCAGACCGAGACAAAGACAACAUGAUGAGAUAUCUUCAAAACAACACACAGUCCAAGACAACAAUAGAUGGUAGCAAAGGUUACAUGGACAGUUUUGGGAUGGAGCAUCAUCAGCCUCCUCCGCCUUACUCUGCACAUCAGCUGUUCGCCACUUCGUUAGCCAAUGCUAAUCUUGACCAGUUAGAUGUACUUCUGACUUGUAAGCAGUGUGAUCAGAAUUUCCACAAUGUUGCUUCAUUUCUAGGACACAAGCAAUACUGCACACAGCCAAACAUGCCAAAGAUAGAAGACAACGGGAAGUUCCACACAGAACCAGCAAAAGCAGUCUUACCUGCAUCAAAUGUGUCUAUGUCAAGAUGCCCUUCUGACCUUCAUCUUUCUCUGUUAGGCCUUAACAAGAAUGGAGAACUGAUAUCGGAAAGUGAAGCAAAAGCUGACUGCAAGGAUGAUCCAAUGAAACUUAACUUGUUCUCGGGUUCUGGGAGCCACCCUGUUCCCCUCCCUGAACUAGAAAUGGAGGAUGCCAAGUUAGACAGCUUAAUUACAGAAGCUCUGAACGGGCUUGGCUAUCAGUCAGACAAUGCGGAGAUAGACAGUAGUUUUAUUGAUGCGUUUGUUGACGACGACCUCAACACUGUCAAAUUAACAAACAAACAGUGUGUGAAAACAAAAGAAUCUGUCUUAUUUGAGAACAAAGAUAAGCAGGCAGCAGAUGACAGCGAGUCUUCCACACAGAAGUAUUUUUAUGACACCAAUCAUGACAGCCAAAAGAGAAAUACGCCGUACAAUGACAACAAACUUGAGAAAACACCUCUGAAUUUUGAGCACGAUAAGAAAACAAACAUAAAAAAAGAGACCUCUCCUAAAAAUCCCAAAAUUGCCUCAAGGGAAAAUAAUAGGGAACAAGCCAGCAAAGGGAAAGAGGCGAGAAAAGUGUACAAGAGUGAAGAUGAAAGCACGAAUACACCAAGAUUUCUCCUAUCCAGCAAAUUUUCUGAGCGCUGUGCUGUUAAAAGCGUUCAGGACAGUUCUGCACUCAUACAGACCUCCACAUCUCCAACCUCACGGACUGCAGUGAAAGAAAGCAAGCGCAGAAGCACUGGGGGCGGCACAUGGAGUAAAGAACUUAUACAUAAAAUAGUUCAACAAAAGAAUAAGAUCAAUAAGCUCCACGUUAAAGGUAGUAAAAACCUACAGUUUUCCUUGGUGAUGGAAAGGCUGACCCCUACUGUGCAGAACCCAGCAUUUGGAGAGUAUGAUUACGUUUCAGACACAGACGAUGAGUGUGAGCCCGUAAAGAUAGCAAGCCAAGGUCGACUGAACCAAAGCAGUCGCUGUAAAUACACAUACACCAAAGAGUGCAAAUGGCGAGCGAGGAGUGAGAGGGACCAAGCAGCUUGGAGACAUGAGUCAAAAGAGUGUUUUGAGGUGAAAAAAAGUGAAGAGAUUUCUCUUUCACCUGAAAAACACAGCUCCUAUAGACACAAGAGGAGGGGUAGCAGGUCAUCGACAUGCAGUGAACUCAGCACAUCUGUGAGUGUUUCAAGCGACAGCAUUAACAGCCCUAAAAGCAUCGAACGCACUGAAUUGGACUGUGAGAGGAAGGCAGACAUUAAAAAGAAAGACUCUCCAGAGCGGAAAAGCAAUGAAAGGUGCUCCCCGCAGAAGUCGUGCAAAGACACUGGCACGCUAGCACUGACAUUCACAAAAUCAGUGAAAAGGUGUAAUACAGACGGAGCCAAUAUUUUUGGCAACAAACAUAGCACAGAAAACCCAACACAGUAUUUUCCAAAUGCAGAAAUUGUUGAUACAAGGCCAUCCUCAGCAGUGACAUCCUUUGAAAAAGAAUCAUUUAGCAAAGCAAACGAGGCGAUUUAUCAUCGCAAAGAAAAUGCCCCAACAGUCACCUCGAGUAAAAACGCACUAGAAUGCACAGACAACCUGCACUCCAAAGAAGAAGACAACAAGCCAUUGCAGUUUCAUUCACACUCCCCUACUUGCAACAAAGAAACAGAUCCCAGUAUUGACAAAGGCACAAAGGUGAAAAGAAGACAGAGACCCCACUCCACACAGAUAAAAGUGUCUGAAAACACUACAUUUAAAGAACAGAGCAACAGUGUCUGCAUGGCAAAAGAAGCCAUUUCUUUAGUCAAUGAGCUACACACACAACCGCCUGCAUCUCUUUGCACCACACUAAUGGAUGAAGUUUGUCUCUCGCCAAGUCGCAACCAGGGUCCUCUCAUACAAAAAGACGGAAUCCACCUCAUGCCCUACUCCAUGGACCAGGACCAGGACCAGGGCCUCAUCAAAUCUCCUCUUACAUUUGACACAUCGUCAAUGUUUGGGGACCUCGCAGCAUUUGACAGUGGCCUUUACUCUGACAUGCCAAAAGAGAGCUUCCAUUCAUUAGAGAACACCAUUGACAAAAAAGAAGAGUUUGUGUCCUCGUUUUCUCCUUUUUUGGAACAAAGAGACUGGAACCUAAUUGUAAGCCCGGUGCUACCAGAUGAGAUUUCUCAAUACAAAGGUAGUUUUGAUAAGGGAAAUGAAAAGAAACCAGAUUACAGUGAUGUAACGUUGUCUUUGCCAGAAAAAAUUAUAGACUACAGCGCAAAUCUGAACAGCUGUGCUUCAGAAGAUGAGUUAGAAAUAAAGCGGAUCGUAAACGAACUUGAAAACCAGCUGCAGACAACUAAGAUGGAAACCCCACUCAGGCAAGAGGACCCAAAGCAGCUGCAAAUGAGCAAAUUCUCACCUUUACGGCUGAGUGAAGAGUCAGAGAAUGAUACCAUAGAUGCUCCGGUGCCUUCAGAGACUUUUACUGAACCAGAACUUCCAUGGAGCAGUCCAUUCCAGUUUGACCUGGUGGACCGACACAACAGUCCCCACAGUACUAUUCACAGUGAGGCUGGGACCCUUGAGCAAUACACUGAGACGGAGACUGAUGUUUCAAAUACAAUAAUCCCACUCUCGCCGCUCCAUAAUGACCGCAAACCAGAGGAAAGAAAUACAGAAACGGUGAUCGCAAGUGAAACAAAAGAUGUCUUGGAACAAAAUCAGUACACAGAAAAGCUGAUGAAAAAUCUGGAGGUCAUAUCUGAUUCCCUAUUCAAAAAUAAAUCCAUUAUAUCAGAACACAGAGAGCCAAAUGUCACUUUUCCUGCAAGUCCACAACAAGAAAGCGAGUGUGGGGCUAGCGAUUUAGCGGUGAAAGAGAAUCACAGUGAAAAGGAAGCAAUUACUGGGGCACAAAAUACAUUUUCCCCUUCAAAUAUCAGGGAGCAGAAGGACAAUGUUGAAUUCAUUCUGAAAGAGUCACAUUCAUCUCUCCCUCACGAUACAGACCACACAAUCGAUGUACACCAGCAGAUUACAUCACAGCCAAGUGAGCCCUCAGAAAAUGGUAUUAACAAGGUUGAGAUGGAAUUCAUUUCAGAUGGGCUUGUACCUGAGGAGAGUAAGCUGAUUGAAUCUUCUCAUUGCUCUAGUGUGUUGGAUACACAUGCCGAUGAAGACAGUAACACAGACAGAACUAUGAAGGUGGUGCAACUAAGUUGUAACAGCCCACGACAUGUUACAGUUAGUUAUGAAGAAACAGACGCAAACAAUAACGGCCAGCUUUCAUCAUUAGACAUUUGCAAGUCAACAGGGAUUGUGGUGAAAACAGGAGAGCAAUCCACUGAUAGCCACUUGAAUCCUAAAAAUGUUGAUUUAAUAAAGUGCGAGCAGUCUGAAAGUACCACCAAAAGCAGACACAGUUUAGUUAAUCACAAUGUAAGUCUAAAGCCUGACCUGUCAGUGGACGUCGUCUCCACAAGCAAACCUUACAGCCCAAUUCUGGUCGAAGGCAACACAGAACAUUCGGGAACAAGCAUAACAUUUCAAGACAUCCACUCAAUAGGACCAAACAGUCAGCUGGUCUUCAUCCAGAAGGACAGCAUCAAUGACAAUGAUGCUAAAAGUAGCUCCUUUAAAUCCCCUCAACUGAAUGACUCAUUAAAAACUGAACCAAGUUCUGCUUUCAAUAGCAUUCAUAAACCAGAGGAUAUUUUAAAUGUUCACGACAUUAGAGAGGAUCUUCCUGUGGAUUUUAUGGCAAGCCACCAGAAUUCACCAUGCAGAGAGGAUGUGGAAGGAGGCCAGUGUAGCUUUCUACACACCUAUUCACCUUCCAGCCCUCUUUUAGCAACACAGACGGAAAUGGACAUCGGAGACACUCAACAAAGUAAAUAUAAAAGCGGUGUUGACCAAAAUUCAGUUCAAAAACCAACAUCACCUGCUGCGAAGCCUGAACACCAAACAGAGGACUGUGAUGAAACCGCAACAGCAGAAAUUGAAUAUUUAAUUAGCCCACCACAUCUGGAACUGCCUAAUUCUGACACCAACAUACCUUCUCCACUUCCUGUGUCCUGCACGGUUGAACCACCAGUGCUAUUAAAUGGCCUGGACAAAGGGGAUUCAUCGUAUGAUUUCAAGCUGAGUCCUCUAAACAAUAAAAACAACUCAGAUGAGCCUCCACAGCUGACGCAAUAUGACUACAUACCAAUUUCCAGUUCACUAGAAGCACCAGUCAUUGACGGUCUGAAUUACAGAUGUUUUUCAUUGGGUCUAGCAUCUGAAGACCAAUGCACAAAUUCCUCAGCUGGUAUUGCAAAUGAAGAUGUGAAGGAUAGACCCGGUCCAGAUGACUCUAUCAAGCUGACUCUGCUUAGAAAAGUUGAAUCAUCAUCAUUAGCAGAGGCAGAGAGCACCGCACUUCCAAUGCAAAACAUUUCAGAUUGUCUGCUCAGUCCUAAGUCACCCAUCCUCAGUGAAAGUGGACCAGCAGUGGACCUUGAUGAGUGUUUCAAUAAAGUAACAUCACCAAAAAUGGGUCACAACAACCCUCAGCAGGGCAAAGUUCUCUGUGAAAUCUGCUUCAUGUGUUUUAGAACUGUGCCAGGUUUGAAGAGACAUAAGGUCAUGAAACAUAUGGUCAGAAAUGAAAAACCUAUUGGCCCACAAAGCACAACAGUGUGCCAUCAGGGGACUUCGCUUAUUUAUGAAGCAUCACAAGAGGGAGAGAAGGAACAUAAGGAUGAUUCACAGCCCUACCGGACCAGAAUAGACGAGAUGACGGAGACAAAUGGCACCCUAAUAUUGAAAGAAUCGGUGCCUGAGUCAUCCACAAAUAAAAUGGCAGCUGAUACAAGUACAGUGGCUCGAGAUGAAACGGGGAAUGACAAGCCUGUAUUGCUGCCCAAAUCAAAAAAGAACAGCAAAGUUCGAAAGAACAAAAAUAACGAGGAAAACUCAAAGCUUGACCCGUUCUCUGAUGAUCUUUUGAAUAUGUUAAAAACAGACCUCCUUCAGGCAAUAACUCCUGAUUUUAAAAGCAAUGGUUUGCAGGAACAAGAACAUCCUGAGAGACAUAGAGCGGAAACAGAGAAAACACUUCACUGUCUGACUUCAAACUCUGGCACAGAGACUGCGUCCAGAACUAAAGAGACUACUCUUACAAGUGAAACUGUAGGAUUCAAUGGACUCACAGAUAUAGACCAGAUCACAUGCACAGGCCUCAUUGAGGAGGUGAAAGUUGAAGGAUGUACAAAAGGUGAGGUGGAAAAUACUCCAUUUAUAGAAGAGAUCACAGAAGAACACAACGUAAAUAGUCAGUGUCUUGUGGAAGAGGUGAGUGAACACAAACACUCAGAGGGGAGCAUUACCCAAGAGGAUCUUAAAAAUGUAUCGGUGGAGGUCAAGUGUGAGCAGAACAGCAUCUCUUCAGACAAGCAACAUUCUCUGACUUGUUUGUCCCCAGCGCCUCUCACUCCUUCUGGCAUAACUCCUGAUUUGAAGGCCUUACUUGAUGACGACACCAUCUUCUCACAAUUGUUUCCCAGAGAUGAAGACGCAAAGAGGAAAAAGUGCCCAAGGGUAUAUAGCAAAAGGAAUAAAAAACAGAAGCUUUCAUCUGAUUCAGAUGUCACUCAGGAUGGCCCGCCUCCACCAGAAGCAUUUACACAAGAUACAAAUCUAUACAUAGAGAACCCAGACGUUAAGGCAUUUAGUGACAACCCAACUAAACCCUGUGAAUAUGCAACCAUAUCUAUUGAUGAUACCAUUAUGUUGAAUAUGUGCCACAACAAUACACUGAAGGUCCCUGAUGUCACACCAGUGUCAGAUGGGAAACAAAGUGAUCAAGAAUACAACACAAAAGAGCUCAGCAUCAACCCUUUGAAUCCAUUUCAAAUCGCUGUUGAUAAAACUCCCAUUGAGUGGAGUGGCAUCGAUGCGGAGCCUAUAGUGACCCCUGAGCCUGUCAUCUGUAAAGCAGAUGCGCCAAACACACCUGGUGACGUCUACACUGUGGAGCAGAGUGUCUCAGACAGUGGACACAGCAUUGACAUUCAAAACAUCAACACCACAUUUCAGCUUCCUGAAAUUCAGUUCUUCGAGUCGAACAAAGAUGUCACUGUGGCUCCUCCCCCUGCAAGCACUGAUGUGGAGAACAAGGAUGAUGAAAAGUCUAAAAAACCUACGGACCGGCGAGGCCGAAAGCGACAAGAAGGUGGAAUGAAAGUCAAAGAUAAGCAGUACAAGUGCAAAGUCUGUUUCACUUGGUUCCUCACUCUUGGCGAACUCAACUUUCACAAGCUGUCACACAAUCCGUCCCCGCCUCCGACCUGCUACAUGUGCGUUCAGCGUAAGUUCAGCUCCAGGGAGCAGUUGAGAGACCAUCUGUGGGAGAAACACGCCAAGAACAAGACAGGGAUUUGGACGUGCGGAAUGUGUUUGAAGGAGAUCUCAGAUGUGUGGAUGUAUAAUGAGCAUUUACGAGAGCAUGCCACUCAGUUUGCCCGCAGGGGUCAGACUCAGGGCUCCAUGUUGGCCAUUCCAGGCUGCUUCAUGCAGGAGACUGCCGUCAAGAACUUCAUCACCUCCAUCAUGCAACACCGGCCCAACAAAGGCAAUAGAGAGUCCAGCAAAGCCACUAAAGACCAGGAAAAAGCAUUCACUGCAAAUGGCACUUUGGAAGAUGAGAAAACCUCAGUUGGGCCUGAGCGGAAGCUUAACAAACCCAAAAGCAGCAGUGGGAGAGGCAGCAGCAAGAACACACUGACACCUCUGGAGGUCCUCCACAAAACAGAAGCACCAAAAAAUGUGGAGAUGCACCCAAACUGCAAGGACCCCUCCAGGGACUGUCACCACUGUGGGAAGCGCUUCCCCAAACCGUUCAAACUCCAGCGACAUCUGGUGGUCCACAAUUUGGAGAAGAUUUUCCUGUGUCAUAGAUGUCCCGUCUCUUAUCAAGAAGCCCAGGACCUCAAAGAACAUCUAAAGACAGCACAUGAGGAGACGGGCGAGCCCGACUCCAAACACACCACCCUCUACACCUGCGAGCUCUGUGCUGAUGUCAUGCAUGUGAUCAAAAAGUCCUUCAUCUGCAGCACCUGCAAUUACACCUUCUCCAAGAAGGAGCAGUUUGAUCGUCACAUGGAAAAACACCUGUCGGGGGGCAACAAAAUCUUCAAAUUCAGAGGCGUUCACAGGCCUGUCAAAACAUCUUUGCCCAGAGAAGACGACUGCGAUUCUCCGGCGAGUAAAAAAAGAAGAAUUAUUUCCGACAGCCAGCAAGAGAACAGCACAGACAGCGGCAUUGCCAGCGUGUGCUCGCUGCACCACGGUCAGACCUCAGACACAGCUAAAGUGUCCAUGUUGGAUGACUCCACACAGACCCCCACGUACGACUACCGCAGUGACACAAAUGUGAAGACGGAGGACAUUGCUGAUGAUUACUCUGUUCUACUUGUGGAGCUGGAGAAAUGUAUUUCUGUGAGCUUAAGUGAGUCUGCUGCCCCCAAGGAAGAGGAAAUUGAUCAAACACCCGCAGCUAACCUUGACAAAGAAGCUAAUGGGGAAUCGACAGCUGAAGUGAAGGAGGAGAAAGAGUCCGUGUGCAUUAGAGUAGAGACCACCAAGUGGCCAGCAUCUCAACAGAACUGCAGCGAGGGGGAAGAGCAGAGUAAAGCCGAUAUAGACUCAGCAAGUGGACACAGCGAGAAAAGCGAGUCGCUUCCGUCGAGUAAAGACUUUUCAAGCAGCCUUCGAGAACACCAGGUGACGGCAAAGCGACCUGAGCCACAAUUAGCUUUUGAAAUGACGGAGCAGCAGAGGGAAGACGAGCGUCAUCCACAGAGAGUCAGCAGGCAGCAAGCGGAACUAAAAGACAAAGGUGGUCCCAUCAGAAGCAGCGUGAAGGUGACAGAUUCAACACAAGUCCUCCACUCCAAGUCUUCUCCCAACACAAAUGAGGAUAAAGAAACCCAAAGAUCUCAGAAGAAAAGGAAAGACGUGAAAUCUCCAAACUGCAUACAAAGAGUUUCCUCCCCGGCGACUCAGGAAAACUUUGUCAUGGACUCUCGGCCCAAGAAGAAGUACCACCCCAGCAAGUGCCUGAAUCCUUCUAUGCAAAGAAAAUCAGACGCCGCCAACGACUACGCCGUUUUCUCCUCAGUGCGUGAUGACGUCGUCGGCAACAAGCUCGUCUCCAAGUGCAAGACCUCAACCUUAGGGUUGCAGUUGAAAAGAAGUCUGUUAGAUAGCUGUACGCCAAAGAAAGCUGACAUGGUAGCCCCUCUCGGCAGGGACUACAAAAGCAAAAAGGGACACGUGGGACGGCCACUGCACACCUCCAUUUCCAAAGUGCCCUCUGUUCCUAUGAACAAUUCCUUGAACAAAUCCAGGCCAAAGCAGGAGGUGAGGUCCGUGGAGAGCCACUCCUACAGAACAGCAGAGUCCCAAAACCACCUCUUAAGCCAGCUCUUUGGCCAGAAACUCACCAGUUUUAAGAUUCCUUUAAGGAAAGACACGUCCGAAUCGAUUAACUGAGCGGAGAGUGAGGAAUCUGUGAAUAAAAUGGACUUUAUGUUUUCACAGUUAUUAAAGAUUUAAUUCAUUAUGGUGAAUGAGAUUGCACAGCUCUUUUCUGUGAAAUGUUUAUACUUACAUAGUCACUUUAUGUCUUCUUUGUACAUGUGCUCGUAUCACACAAAUGUGAGGACGAAUGGCAAAUAUGAGUUUUGGUUCCAAAAUUAAUGUUAGUCGCAAAUUCUUUGCUUUAUAUACACAUAUGUGUAUGUAUUUGUGCAUAUAUAUAUAUAUACACAAAUACAUAUAUAUUCACAGUAUAUAGAUGGAUGGAUGGAUGAUCUGUUCCAGAGAUUAUAUUUCGAAUAGUAUAUAUAUAGAAAAGGGAAAAAAAAAAUACUUGAAAAUGCAGUAGAGUACAUCCUUUUUCAGAAGUGCCUCUUCAUUUUGCAUUCAUAACAGACUUAUCAGUGCAAAAGGACCAAAUGACGUAAUUAUUGACCUGGACUGUUGUCUCUGUACAUGCUUCUCAACAUACUAUUGUGUAUUAUUUCUUACCUGCACUGCAUUGACAUUCAAUCUAAUUAGCCUUUUGUAUCAACAUACAUGGUGCUACGUUGUGUUUUAUAGUAAUGUGAAUGCCGAUGUCCUCAGAAGGGAACACGAGAGCUGUAGCAGUCACAGCACGUUGAUCACAGUGUGUGUUUACUGGUUCUCUGUCGCUUAUUUUAAGAUACUGUGUAAGCCAUCCAAGGGCUCCAUCUGUAGGCCGCUGGUCCAAGACAACAUUAGGAAAGAUUCCAUUGUAUAAACUCAGGUGCAUACAAGGGCAUCGCCGUCCUUACACCUGUAUUUGGAGUUCUUCCCAUGCACUGAUAACAUCACACACACACACACACUCUCUCUCACACACACCAUCACACCAAUUUGUGUUUUGCAACUCCAAGCUGUCAUACUGAAGAGUAUUUACUUGGACAAAAAAAAAAAAAAAAAAAAAGGUGCUUUAUCUUGUUUAUACUGUAUGUAUCGUAUUUUGUAUGAUAUUGUAGGUAGAUCGUUGUCCGGUGUCAUGCAUUAUACUAUCAAAGUUUUUAUUUUAAUAAUGUGCAAAAGAAUGAGCAGAAAGGGAAGUGCAGUCAGUGCCUUGUGCAAGCUGUAAAGUGGAUCACUAAGUGCCUAUUUUAUAGUUGUCAUUAAAGAUCUGUAUCGAUCUC
Messenger RNA from Nerophis ophidion (straightnose pipefish), 13237 nucleotides. RefSeq names its product zinc finger protein 469. Lineage: Eukaryota; Metazoa; Chordata; Actinopteri; Syngnathiformes; Syngnathidae. The record is from RefSeq and is a predicted model, not a curated record. The transcript is spliced from 7 exons. The coding region runs from base 909 to 12044 and encodes 3711 amino acids.